AUGGACAAGGGAAUUCACGUUCUCGGCGUCGGAAACUUGGGCAAAUAUGUCGCAUUCGCCCUCCGGCAACAACAACAUUAUCUCCAGAAGCAGUUCGGUGCCGGUUUCUACAGACCUUCUGAGCAGCCUCCGCCAACCCUUAUCUUCCAUCGGGAGGACCUUGUUUCCUCUUGGUACAAGGUAGACCACCGCAUCUCUCGGAUUACCACGACGGACGCGGGUGAUGAGGAGAUCCACACGGCUUACGGUUUCCGUGCGGAGCUUCUCCAGCUCUUGCUUACGGGAAGCCUCGAAAAUCGCGAAGCGUACCGGGCUGUUAUGGUAAAUAGCCGGGUUCCGAUCUCGCAUCUUAUUGUCGCGACCAAGGCGCAUGUUACCGUGGCUGCGCUGGCCGAGAUCCGGGUCCGGCUCGGGCCACAUUCUCAUAUUUUGUUUCUCCAGAAUGGCAUGGGCGUUAUGGAAGAGGUUUCUCAGAGGUUAUUCCCCAGCCCCACGCACCGCCCAACCUACUGGGCCGGGAUCUGCAGCGCGGGCAUCCAUAGUGAUCCUCGGUCACCGUUUUCCUUUGUCCACGCCGGCCACGGGCCGCUGACCAUCGGCCGUGUUGGCCCCAGUCCGCCCUCCGAGCCCCUCGACGUCAAUCCAAUGGUGGCCCAACUCAUGGACGCCAAGCUCCUCAACACCGAGGUGCUCCAGCCAGCGGACAUUCGGCAAGCCCGCCUCAAGAAACUGGUCAUCAACGCCGUCAUCAACCCCAUGACGGCGCUUUUCGAAUGCAAGAACGGCGAUGUGUUCAUCAACCCGGACCGGCGAUUCUUGCGGGAUGAGCUGCUCAAAGAAGCCGGCCCCAUCGUCCGGGCACUCGAUGCGGCUGGAGCCAAGGAUGACGGGAGUCCCGCGAGCGCGGAGAUUACUGACCAGGAUCUGCUCGACGCCGUCACGAAGGUGGCUUAUAACACGGCCGACAACGUCAGCUCUAUGCGGCAGGACGUUCUGGCCAAGCGACGGACCGAAAUCGACUAUAUCAACGGCUAUCUGGUCACCGCCGCGCAGCGGAUAGGCCUGCCGGCGAAACAACUGGCCAACGCCUGGGACAAGGUCAAACGGUUGGAGCAGAAAUAUGAGCCCAAGACGCCCAUACCUUCGGCCCUCCAGAAAGCAACCCGAUGGGGUCGCAAGGUUUGGUCAUAA
Dichotomopilus funicola is the source of this 1191-nucleotide messenger RNA. Its product is annotated as ketopantoate reductase PanE/ApbA C terminal-domain-containing protein. Lineage: Eukaryota; Fungi; Ascomycota; Sordariomycetes; Sordariales; Chaetomiaceae. The record is from RefSeq and is a predicted model, not a curated record. The coding region runs from base 1 to 1191 and encodes 396 amino acids. Gene Ontology annotation, biological process: pantothenate biosynthetic process. The transcript is spliced from 2 exons. Gene Ontology annotation, molecular function: NADP binding; 2-dehydropantoate 2-reductase activity. Gene Ontology annotation, cellular component: mitochondrion; cytoplasm.